Eleginops maclovinus (Patagonian blennie) is the source of this 1578-nucleotide messenger RNA. RefSeq names its product SREK1-interacting protein 1 (gene srek1ip1). Gene Ontology annotation, molecular function: zinc ion binding; nucleic acid binding. The record is from RefSeq and is a predicted model, not a curated record. Lineage: Eukaryota; Metazoa; Chordata; Actinopteri; Perciformes; Eleginopidae. The coding region runs from base 157 to 669 and encodes 170 amino acids. The transcript is spliced from 5 exons.
GUGAAGUAAGGAAAUAGCAGAAGGAGAAGCCGGAACCUAAGUAGUUUCCCGAACAAAUGUUUCCGUAUGACGUUAUUUUGAGUGAGGCUCGUGGACAAUUUUGUGUAUUCGCGCUCUAAAAAAUAUCACUUCUUUGGCUUUAUCGUAUAAAGCACAAUGGCUGCCCCAGGCCCUAAUAAGGACAACAUCAGAGCUGGGUGCAAGAAAUGUGGAUAUCCGGGCCAUUUGACUUUUGAAUGCCGAAACUUUGUCAGAGUCGACCCCCAGAAAGACAUUGUCCUGGAUGUGAGCAGCACCAGCAGUGAGGAGAGUGAGGAGGAUGAACCUGUCCAGCGCAGUGAGAAGCUUGGGCGUAGCAAAGGUUCCCACGAUGAAGGCAAAGAUGGUAGAAAAGGGAGACACAAACUGAAGAAGAGCAGCGACAGAAAGUCAAGAAAGAGAUCAAACUCUUCGAGUGAUGACACCACAAAGAAGAAGAAGAAACGCAGUAAUUCCUACUCCUCAUCGGAUGAAGAGCACAGUGGGAAGAAAAAGAAAGUGAAAAGUCAGAAGAAAAAAAGCAAAAAGAACAAAAAAGAACACGGGAAAAGUAAAAAGAAACAGAAGAAGAGGAAAGAAGCGGCACCUUCUUCCUCCUCUUCUUCCAGUAAAUCCUCAGACAGUGACUGAGGCAGCUGAACUGUGCAGUGAAUGGAGUUCCAGCUAAAAAUGAUUCUUCAGUCCAUGAAAAGGGUUCUUUGCAGACAUUUAGAAAAGAGAAAGGCACCUCAUCUUGUUUAAUACAAGUGUCCACAACAGCGGCAAGUAUUUAAAUGGUUAGUUGAAUAUUGGAAUUGUUUUGGGUUCACUGAAGCAUUUUGAACACCAUGUAGAAACCCAAAGGACCAUGUUUUUGUAUACAGUGUUUCCUUGUCCCUCCAAACCCUCUGUCAGACUUUAUCUGACAGUGUUAGAAGCGUUAAAAGAAAUCUUAGCAACACAAUGUACAGUCUCCUGUAAUUUAUAUUACUGAACAUUAGUGGUUUUCAAGUCCAAUUAAGAGUUAUAGGUCAGAUGAAAAUGCGUGGGAAAACUUUCUGGAUGAUGUCCUUUUGUUUUCUGGUCUUUUACACAUUUUCUUUGCUUCAGUGUUUCUUUGGAAAUGGUACCAAAAAACAUUUUAAAAGGUCAGGAGUGAAUUCCAAACCUGAUUCGACUUGAUUCAAAUGGCUGUGGGUAACAAUGACUUCUACUUGGUUUGAACAAUAAUCAUUCAGUUCUUUUUUUCUUUUUCACCAACAGUUGAAUUACUGCCUAAGAUAAAAGAGUUGUAUUUGUUUAGUGUUUAAUUGCUCAAAAGUUAAUUACUGUAUGUUUGCUUUGGUGACUACAAUGAAACUUGUGGAGGUUGUUGGUUGCUGUUAAUAUGUAAAAAGAACGACUUCAAAAGUUAUUUCCGAAAACAUUGAUGCGUGUUGAUUUUGGGAAGUGUCUUUACCUGAACCUUUUUUAUACAGCUUUAUUUCCUGUAAAACAAGAACAAAUGUGGUCCGCCCCAAUUAAGGGUAUUUUUUUGUAAUAAAAAUAUAUGUAGUUGUA